Rangifer tarandus platyrhynchus (Svalbard reindeer) is the source of this 330-nucleotide messenger RNA. The record is from the annotation of a GenBank genome assembly. NCBI's taxonomy places the organism in Eukaryota, Metazoa, Chordata, Mammalia, Artiodactyla, Cervidae.
AUGGAGCAAGGUUCUGAGCUGUUCUGCUGUCUGGAACCUGAGAAUCUGGUGAGGGGCUGGUCAUUCUCCCUGGAGAAUGUGCCUCCUGUGCACACUCCCCACUCGCCCAGAUUGCAGGGUGAGCUUCUGAAUGCUGGGGUCCCACUAGGCCCCAACACCACCCCCCAAGGUUGGCCAUCGGAGGAGCCCAUCCAUUCUCAGUGUUCUCCCCACUCUGCUUUCUCAGAAUCACCUACAGAGCUUAUCGAUGCAAUGGACCCUGGACCCUCCGAGUCCAUGUGGAUGCCACAGGGCUCCCUGAAGUCAGUAUUGAGUUCUCAAAAGUGCUGA